This is a messenger RNA of Babesia microti strain RI, 612 nucleotides long. RefSeq names its product 50S ribosomal protein L12, apicoplast, putative. The transcript has a single exon. Gene Ontology annotation, biological process: translation. Bases 1 to 612 code for a protein of 203 amino acids. Gene Ontology annotation, molecular function: structural constituent of ribosome. The record is from RefSeq and is a predicted model, not a curated record. Gene Ontology annotation, cellular component: ribosome. NCBI's taxonomy places the organism in Eukaryota, Apicomplexa, Aconoidasida, Piroplasmida, Babesiidae.
AUGGUAACAUGUAAACAAUUUUUACUAGAUUUUUUUUUUAGUUUUAUCGCAUUCGUAGCAUUUUUAUAUCCUUAUUUAAAAUGCACAUCUAGUGCCUAUGUUUUGCAUAGGAAUCCUCGUUUAUCACCUACAUAUAUAAUUACUACUGCCAAAUUUACUGUUGCAGCAGAUAGUGACAAAAUUGGGCUAAUAAUCGACACUUUGAAGACUCUCAAUUUACUGGAGGCUUCUGAAUUGGUAAAACAGAUAGAAGAUACUUUCGGUGUGGAUUCAACAACUUAUCUCACAUCAGCCACGCCACUUGAUGCCGUAAACCAUUCUAAAACGCAAGCUGACGAGGAUGAAAAUGCUCAGGAAGAAGAAGAUAAUGGGAUGAUGAAUGAGGGACCUCCACAGACGGAAUUCAAGAUUACGCUGGUUAAGAUAUUGGACGACAAGCGAAUGCAAAUGCUCAGGAUCAUAAAGGAAAUUAACCCUUUGAUGAACUUAAAGGAAGCUAAGGAGACUAUGGACAACCUGCCUUUUGUUCUGGGGGAAAAGCUUAAAAAGGAGGCCAUGGAGGCACUUAAAUUAAAGGUUGAAGAAGCCGGUGGUACUGUUGAAAUUUCAUAA